Molecule: messenger RNA, 705 nt
Organism: Anthostomella pinea
Lineage: Eukaryota; Fungi; Ascomycota; Sordariomycetes; Xylariales; Xylariaceae
Source: the annotation of a GenBank genome assembly
AUGCCCGACUGGCGAGACGACUACCUGACCUCGCUGCAGGACGCAGAGCGCAACAACCCCGUGAACAAGGACCUGGUGGAAGCCUGCUCCCAGCUCGCAGACCGCGUCGCCGCGCUCGAGGCCGAAAAAGCGGUACUGCAAGGCUCCCCCACGAGCAAACCCACCAAGACCACUCCCACUGCCACCACCACCACCACCACCACCACUACCGUCGCCGCCGCCGCCGCCGCCGCCGCCGCCGCCACAGCGACUCCCACUCCCACCCCGACCGCCACCACAGGAACAACAACAGCACCAGCAUCAGAUCCAGCCACAAUAGCCCAGCUCCGCCUCGACCUCGCCGAAGCAUUACGAGCGCGCGGCCAAUUACAAAACAUGCUGCGCGCCGCGGACGAGGAGCUGCGGCGGCUGCGGGCGCGGACCAAGGCCGACGGCAAGCGCGUCGCCGACCUGGCGGCCGAGCGCAACUCCAUACUGGCGCGCCUAAAGGACCGGAGUGAGGAGCUGGCGGGGAAGAAUAAAUUGUUGAAGGACGUCCAGGACGACAACCUGACGCUGAAUAUCCAGCUCGAUGUCACCGAGCAAAAGGUGGCCAAGGUGCAGGCGGAGAACAAGGAGCUCGUGGACCGGUGGAUGAAGAGGAUGGGACACGAGGCGGACGCCAUGAACCGCCAGAACGAAUCGCCGCACAAGCAUACGAGAUGA